GACGAUAACUCGAUGCGUCAUUUGGAGGGAAACAACUCCAACCAUUUCUAUCUCAAAAACCAUCGAUUCGAAUUUGUCUAAAAGGCCGAAAUCUCCAUUCUUUUGGGUACUCUCCGGUAGCAGUUCACCUCCUGGUGUUUGUGUGAAAUACACAACAAAAGAAGAUUCAGUUCCAUAAGGAACAUUGUCACCAGGAGUGGAGACCCAACAUGGACACCUUAACCUGUGGUCUGUGUCUGCAGCAGUUUGGGGAGAUCACUGACUUCCUGGAUCACAAGAAAAGUCAUGCUGACCCUGAUACACCUGCUGCUCCUGAUCCAGGUGCCUCCACCUGUCCAAUCGAGGAACCACCUGCAGAACCAGCAUUACCUGUUCCAGAUCCUGUUGAGUCCACGAGCAGCACUUGUAUCUGGACCUGCAAGCUGUGUAACCUGUUCGCUCUGAGCAAGGCGGAGCUACGCUCACACCUCCAGACCGAGCACACAGACAGCGUGCCACACGGGAACACAGAAAACUUCAUCUCUCAGCUGAUGCCGCUCUCCAACAUGCCAACAUCCCCACAGAAGGAAACAUCCACUCAGCCGGGUGAAGCAGUGUUCUCCAGCCUACCAGACAUCAAGGUUAAAACAAUGAGCAGUUCUACCAUUGUCAUACCACCGAAGAAAAAAAGGGGGCGCCCCAGGAAGAAGCCUGUAGAUGAGAAUUUAGAGUUACGCCUUGAUGAGGAAAAAGGCACGACACAUGAUAAGCAAAGGCAGGCGAUAUUGUCUGCUGACGGAAAACUUGUGUGUGACAAGUGUAACCGCAUGUUUGCACGAGAACGGCAGUACAGUCGGCACCGGUGCAUGGCAGAGGAGACCAGGGAUGAAGAUGAGAUGAAAGCUGCUGAGCUGGAAGAGAUGAGAGCGAAGAGAAAGAGGGUAGCAGGAGUAUCACAACUUGCAGCUAGAGAGCACAACUAUGGAGCCACGGGUUCAACUCAGGGAAGAGCAUCAGCCACUGCGACAACGGGAAACCAAGCAGAUGGGGAGGGUGAAGGAGCAGAGAUAGCUGAGAUGGUGGGAGAGGAUGUACAGACAGUUGUACAGGCAGAGGGCAUCACUCACACCAUCCAACAGUCCCUCAACUCCACAGCUGCACUUAAACCACCCUACCUGUUCAGCAGGUCCUCCCUGACUGUGUUCAGUUGUGAGUUCUGCAGCAAGGUGUUUAAGUUCCGCAAUGGCCUUGUGAACCACUUGCGGGUGCACACCAAGGAGAAGCCGUUUAAGUGUGACCGAUGUGACUAUGCCUGCGCUGUGAAGACCAACCUGAAGACUCACAUGCGGAAACACACUGGGGAGAGGUUCUACUGUGAACAGUGUGACUACACCUCCAUCAACAAGGGGCAUCUAAAGGACCACAUUGCUACCAAACACAAGGGUGAGCGUCACGCCUGUGAGUUGUGUUCCAGUACCUACACCACCCUCAGGGCUCUGGUCAAGCACUUCAGGGAGAAACACGACCCCGAGACCAACACUGACACCAAGGAAAUAUUUGAUAAGCUAAAGCUCCAGACACGAGAUGGCGUCCGAGAUCUCAUCUACAUCUGUGAUCUCUGCAACCGCAAGUUCAAAACACGUUUGGACAAGGAGAGACAUGUAGUUUUACAUCAGGGUCAGAAGCCAUUCCCAUGUGGACUGUGUGAGUACUCCACCAACCGUCAGGCAAACCUGGACCUGCACAUCAGGAAACACAAGUUCAUCUAUAACUGCUGCGAGUGUCAGGAACAGUUCCUCAGCUCCAUCCCUCUCACUGCACAUAUACAGGAGAAACAUGUUACAGAAGAGGCCACUCUUGAUGUCCUGUUUGCUAAGAGCUUGGAAGGCAGCAGGUUUCUGUUCGAGUUUGGGAAUGAUGUGAAGGCGUUUGACUUUGACGGGUACCGGACCAUUGAGGUGACCCCAGACGGUCAGCCCCUCCACGGUCCGGACGGGGAGGGACAUCAGGGGGCAGAGGAGCUGCUGCUGGCUCAGGAGAUGCAGAUGGCACAGGAACAGCAACAACAGACAGCACAGGAACAGAAGGAGUCGGCACCAGGACAGCAAAACUCAGAACAGGAACAGCAAGGAAGUGACAAUAAAAAGGAUACUGAGGAAGAUCAAGAGAAAAAAACUGACAAAGAAAGUGAAGAACCUGGCGCAGACUCCACUGAAAGCAAACCUGAAGAGGAAAAGUCAACUGAAGAUCCAGAGGAGCAAGAUGGCAAGACAGUCUUCGAAAGGCUGAUGGAAAAGUUGGAGUACCGCAGCAUGAAUCUGGACAUCUACAACAAGCUGAAAGUUCUGUAUGGAGAUAUGGAGUGUCGGUAUUGUGGGCGCUUCUUCUACUACGACAAAACUCUGGCCCAGCAUGAGCGUAUCCACACAGGAGAGCGCCCGUUUGCGUGUAACGAAUGUCCGUACGCCUCCGCUACCAAAGAAGGGCUGAAGAGACACAUACAAGGUUCACACAGUAAGGUCCUGAUGAAGUGUGAACACUGUGAGUUCAGUACUAACAACAAGUACACCCUGUGGCGCCACACCAAGAAGGAGCAUGUACCUGUGGAGAACCUCAGAGACUCCUACACCUGUCCAGCCUGUACAGAAACCUUCACCAAGGAGAGGGCAAUCAAGGUGCACAUCAAGAAACACCACCCCUCCAUGACACUGGAGGAGAUCUCCCUGGUCCUGGGAAAGAGAGCACAGCUGAAGAGUGCCAUGGGACAGAGAGCGUUCAAGUGUCCGUACUGUGGGAAACUGUUCAGGAAGAAGGAGCCAGACCUGAGGAAACACAUCUGGGCACACGAGGGCAUCAAACCCUUCAAAUGUAGCCUGUGUCAGUUUGCCUGUCGCAGCAAGAGCAACCUCAAGGCUCACAUGCUGCGUCACACCAAGGAGAAGAACCACCUGUGUGAGGAGUGUGGGAAGAAGUUCAAGACCAAGCAGAGUCUGAAGUUCCACAGUCAGCAGUACCACAACCAGGGUGGGGAUGAGCUGAAGAGGUACUACUGCCAGAUCUGUGACUACAGUGGCAUUCAGAUUGCCCAUCUUCGGAGACACAUGGAGCAGCACUCGGGACAGAAGGUGCUGAAGUGCCCGCUGUGUCCGUACUCCUGUAACAUCACAGGUGCCAUGAAGAGGCACUUCAACAAGAAACAUCCAGGCAAGGUGUACGAACAGACUGUGGCUACUGUCAUCAAGCCGGAUGUGGAGAGUACACAACAGGUAACCUGUUCAGCGACUGGUACCGACCAGGUCACAGAGAUGCAUGUGGAGAUGCUGAAGUGCCCUGAGUGUGACUUUGUGUUCGGCAACCGCUGGGACCUCAACAAGCACCUACAGAAGAGACACGAGGCUAAGGUGGUGAACCUUAUGGAGGUGGAUGCUGGGCUGGGUGCCACACAUCACGUGGUGGAGGUGACAGAGAGUGGGGAUGGCCAGGUCAUCUAUACUGAUGCCACAGGUGUUCUGCAGACGGAGGGAGGAGACACGUCUGCAGCUGUCAACAUCCUGCAGCAGAUCAUGGACAUCACGCAGCAGGAGGUCGCCAACACUCACGUGGUCACCACAACGACAGCCUCCGAGUCACAGGCUAUGGUAGCGCUGGCUCCUGAUGCUGUAGUGGUGGAGCAGGCUGGUGGGGACGCUCUGCAGCACAUCGUCAGCUCAGCCGAGGGGGACAGGACCCAGGGACAGGAGUACAUUGUGUACCUCACCCAGUCUACAGACACUCUGUAGCUCACACACAACGAGACAUGGAAAUAUCCAAUACAUUCAUUGAUUCUUAUUGGCAGAAAUAUGCCAAGAGUUUUUCUUUGAUGAAAUUUGCAGUGAACUGAUGAAAUAUAUUAAGUUGAAGAAUGGCUAUAUGUGACCUAGUCUGGUGAAACAAACUUUGCGACUCCAAAAUCAUAAAAGUUGUUUUGGCUUGAUAAUGUUUGUGGGUGUAAUGAGUUCUUCCCUUUAGCUUCUGUGGUGUGUUAACCACUAAUGCUUAGCCAAGUAUUGUACAUAUGUGAUUCACAAUAAGAGGACAUUGAAAUAGACUGUAAGUAACGGCCUACUGUAAAGUAGCUCCUAUCAUUGGUUGGGUCCAGAUAAGACUAACCCUCUAGGAUAGACUUAUGAAUUUACAAAUAUUCAGAUAUCUAUCUUCGUAACAAGACUAAGACUCUUUGAUAUAACUAUGCAUUCGUAGAAGCCUUUGUAAGUCAAAUAACCAGGCUAGUCUGAAAGAAAAAUAGCUGUCAUCAUGAAUUUGAAAAAGUAUACAUUGAAAAAUGACAAUAUGAUGAAAAAAUAACUUUUCACUUCAUGGAAACUGUGCUGCAAGAUAAAGCACAGUGAGAAUGUUGGCUUCUACACAAAAGUAUUGUAGAAGAACAGCUACCAUUAGUUAUUUUCAAGAUAAUACAAAACCUACUAAUACAGGACAAGUAGAGAAAAAGUCAUCAGGUGGCAUCUAUCUAUUGAUAACUGUUGGUGUUACCUUCCAUAUUGCUACUGGUGCUGGAAAGAAAUCAACUGAGGUUUUCUAGUAUGUUUCUAACGUUGUUAUGAAUAUCAUUAUACAGCUGUAAAUGUACUGUUGACAAUGUAUCAAUAGUAAUUAGAGAUGUCUCUAUGACACCAUGCAUCCAACUUCUGGUAAAUUUUACCAUGCCACAAUAUGCGAUUGUAUGGUAAUAUUGUAUGAUUUUGCUUUCAAACUUUGGUUUUAGAAAUGUCUGAUUUAUCCAUGCCUAACCAUUGUUACCUUUUUGUUUGAACUUUUCAAUGAAAUGGACUACUGUUGAUAUAUAAGAUGUCUGUAUAUUGUAUUAAUCACUAAAUUGUUUGCUGAGUAAAGACAGACAUACCAAGUG
Molecule: messenger RNA, 4885 nt
Organism: Branchiostoma belcheri (Belcher's lancelet)
Lineage: Eukaryota; Metazoa; Chordata; Leptocardii; Amphioxiformes; Branchiostomatidae
Product: zinc finger protein ZFAT-like
Exons: 19
Coding region: 210-3758 (1182 amino acids)
Biological process (GO): regulation of gene expression
Cellular component (GO): nucleus
Source: RefSeq, a predicted model, not a curated record